Molecule: messenger RNA, 3611 nt
Organism: Acanthoscelides obtectus
Lineage: Eukaryota; Metazoa; Arthropoda; Insecta; Coleoptera; Chrysomelidae
Source: the annotation of a GenBank genome assembly
GAUGUUCGGUAGCAAGAAGCACCCCCGAUCGGCCCCGGGGUACCUGGUACGCCCCCGUUUAGGGGCCGUGCGAAACCUCUACUCUACCAGGCCGCUGGCCGCGGCUUAUGGGAUAUUGGGAGACAAGAGAAAGAAGAACAAGAAACCUUCUUCUCCAAAAAUGGAUUGGCGCGUAAGGCAUCCCACCUACGUAGACAUCGCUUAUCGUGAGUCCGUGGAACGCCUUAGAGUGAUGUUAGCCGAAAGUUACACGCCAUCGCGGAGAUCAAUGCGCGACUUGGACAGCGCUGGAGAAGAAACGGACAACCAAUCGCAACUGAGUUGCGGAAGUCGUGGUAGCAGAUUUGGUAGAGGGUACUACAAUUAUCUUUAUAAUCCUAUUACGCCUAGAAAGUACUACUUCCCGUCCAGAAGCUAUACUGUUGGAGGAGCAACUACAGAAAAAACUAUGCAAGACCAGCCAAAAACAGAGGCAUCUUCAGCUCCACCGGAGCUCAUGUCCUUCAUAGAACGACAGGAAGAAUACAUAGAACAGCUGGAAAAGGAAUCCAAAUUUUGUAGAGAAGAACUAGCUACUCUCUUGAAUAAAGUCAAAGACGUGAUAAGCGAAAAUGAAAAUCUGCAUGAAAGGCAAAAAUCUAAAUUGAUCAAAUCAGUCUUCGACCACUUGGAGACUGAAACUGAAACGGAGACUGAAACCGAACCUAGAAAGGUUUUGAAAUCGCCGAAGAAAUCCAAAAGGUCUACUCUACUGGAAGGUCCUCCAAUUGUAUUCGAAUCAAGGAUAUCAGAGCUAGAAGCACAACUAACUCAAGCUAAAAUUGAUCUUAAGAAAGCUCAGGAUGAAAACGAAACCUUGAAAAGAAAGAUAAACGAUGGAACUAUACUAGAAGGUGUUGGGUAUGAGUCGUAUAGGAAACAAAUUGAUUCUUUACAAAAAGAAAAGGACGCCUUACAGGAUUCGGUCCGGCAAUUACAAAAUACGUUAUCUUUAUUCAAAGACAAAGAAAACGAUACAGUAGAUAAGGUGAAGAGGAGCCUAGACAUAGCAGAACAAGCACAAUAUGAGAAGAAUGCUGCUGAGGCAGAAAUACGUAGAUUGAAAGACGAAUUGGAACGUCAACAUUUGAAGCUAAGAGAUGCCAUUUCAGAUCAGAGCAGGAGAAUAGCAGACGAAAGAUCUGCAGCUGAAAGAAGGUAUACUCAGCAAAUAGAGCAGCUGACAGCAGAGCUUGGGGUGCAGUGGGAAUCAACAAAUAAGCUGCAGCUGGAACUGGACAAGCAAAGAAGAGACAAUUCUGAUUUGCGCAGGGAGGUGGCUCAGAAACAGGCACUGAUCGAUGACUUGAAGAAGGACAUGCAAAGCAAAAUAAUUAAUCUCCAGUCAGACAUAGGAGCUACUGGUGCAGAAAAGAGUGCUCUGGAGCAACAGAUAGCGACACUCCAAAUGGCGAAUGAAAGGACAGAGAGGCAAUACAAGCAGGAAAUUACUCGACUAGAAACCGAAGUGCAAUCUUUCAGGCAAAGAUUAGAUAGAGCUGACGCUGAUUUGAUACACAGUCGUAGGGAAAAUCUCAGAUUGAAUGAACAGAUUGCUUCGCUUCAAAAAGAGAUAGCACUGAGCGCUGCAAUCUCGGAUGAAAAAAGUAGAACUCCAAGAAGCUCUGAAACUAUAGCUUUGCCUCCACCAAAAAGUGAAAGUCAUGACAGAGAAAAAGAACUCACGUCAAUGAUACGAAAUAUGGAAAGCAAGCAUGCAUCAACGGUCGCAGAGCUAGAACAAAUGAUCUACUCCCAAAAUCAACUCAUGGACAAACUGUCUAACGAAUGUCAAGCGCUCACCCACAAACUGGAAGAGGCCAGCGUAAGACAUAAGGAUGGAGCUGGAAAAAACGAAAAACGAGUGCGAUUCGCUGACAGUCCAACCAACCAAACGCAAGGAACCGAUAAAAGUUGAUAUCAGUGUCAAAGUGAUACCAAAACCACGAAAGAGUUGACAGGACAAAAUUGCGAGCAAAAAAUCUCGAACUUAUGAUGAAAUUGGAAGCAGUAUGGGAGUUUUUGAAGAAAUCUCAGAGCGUCACGGAGGAUGUAGUUGAAAUCCAACAGAUAAGGGACACCCUUCGAAUGGCGAUAGAGGCAACACAAGAAGAACUCCACCAGUCGCAUCCAAACCCGAACAACCCGUCAGGCUGUCUCCCCGAAAUGAAGAACAAGCCGUGAACAAAAAACGAUCAUCUACUACUCCUAAUCAAGGCCUAUCAAGACAAAAUAGCCGCGACAAAACCAACUUGCCUCCUUCGCCCUUACCAGAUCAUAGUCAAACAUCUCCACCUGAACAGCAACACUCAAAAGACAACAGAGAGUCUCCACAACUAUACGCACAAAGCCCAAAUGGGAGAAAUGAACCAGUAGAAGCGGCGUACAACCGCGAUCAACAAAGUACUCAUGAAUAUAGUCCGACCCAAAGUCAGUACGACACUAAGCAGCCAAUACAGGAGCAGUAUGACGAAAAUCAGUACAAUCAAGCUACUGCUCAGUAUGUAUCACCUCAGUACGAUGGUUCUCAACCAGUACAAAGCGAAUAUGACGAAAGUCAGUACGCUCAAAGUCAAGAGCAUUUUGAUUCAAAUCAGACCCAGUUCGAUCCCAAUCAGCAAUACGUACAAAGUGCUGAACAAUAUGACCCAAACCAGUAUGAAGGGUACGAUCCAAAUCAGUACGAACCAAACCAGACGUAUGACCCCAAUCAGUAUGACCCUACCCAAUACGAGUCUGGACAGCAGUAUCAGCAAUAUGAAGGGGAGCAGAAAUAUCAGGAAGGACAGUAUGCUAAAGAGGAAAGUUAUCAGAACCAAAGUGAUGGUACUGCUGUUCCAGACGGAAAUAAGGGCGGAGAACAGUGAAUUUGUAAGUUGCAGGUGGAGAUACCUGAAUGAGUGCAAUGGAUUAUGUGCAAUAUUGGCAUUGUUGCAAAGGUUAGGAACCUUUAACGGAAAUAGGCGAAACUCCAAGGAAUACAAAUAUUAUUUUGUAGACUAUUCGGAAAUAUGUCAUUUUUGCCUUCCUCAUUUACUUUAGCAAUUUUUCAAGAGACCUGCCAACGCAUUUUUGUGGAGUUACCCUUUUCUAUGGGCAUGUUUAGCAUACGACUUUUUAACCAGUGCGAAGGGUGCUUUCCCCUAUCUCUGUUUCAUUUUAUCAUUGAGUAUGAUUUGUAAAAUGACCAACAAAAACGUUUCUCUAUGUCAAGCUUCUUUGUCAGGGGACAUUUGCUAGAUAAGUAAUUGAAUUUUGUUUACUUUUUACGGAGCUCUGUGAACUUUUUGCAGUUCAAAAUGACGUUCUCGAAUCUGUAUCGUAUCUGUCAUCAUUUUUAUAGAAUUUGGUGAAAAAUGAAACCAGACUAAUUAUUUUCCGAAUUCUAUUUCUUAGAGCAUCAUAAGUACUCAUAUAGUACCUAUUCUUACUCAUUCAACUACUUAUAUUGUAAGCUCAAACAUUUUCCACUAGACAUAUAAAUCGAAUAUCAAUCGUAUCAAGUUCUGAAUUAUUAGAAAGUGGAUUAUGAAUAGGUAAUCCAUUUUUCACUUAUUUCAUGUGGUCUGUUU